AUGCCUCAAAAAUUGCGGCCCAACAAUGGCGACCCCCACAGUUUUGGUCGUAGGGCCGGAUUCCGAGUGAGGGCAGCUGUUCAUGAACUUUCGCGGCAUACCCCCGCGAUUCAUGUUGUCUUACUGAUCUUCCUGUCCAUAACAAUAUGUGGGCGAAUACACCUUCUUGAUCACCGUUUAAAAAAAGCCAAGGGCGAACUCUUCUACAUUCGAGUACACACAACAUCUCAACCUUGCACCAGCGUCUGGGCCUCCUCGGAGGGUUUCCAAUCCAAGCAGCGAGACGCGUUCAAUGAUCCAGAGACAGUGAAGAUAGCAGAAAGUCAUCAUCUCUCCAGCAUCAUACCGGCAUUUGUGGAAAGUAAUUCUCACCACAAUGACGUAGCUUCUGAUGACAGGCUCCAAGAUGUACACUCGGAAAAAGAUAGCUUUCAGGCUUGGCCGGAAGACAUAAUAGGCGAUGUCGAGAAAGGCCUCCAAACAACCACGCUGAAAGAUUCGUACCAAGUGCAAACCGGGUUACCAACAAGCUAUAUGGCGCGAGAAGCUUUCAAGCAGUGCAUCAAGGAUCGGGAUGGCGCAUCCAUAACGAAUUCGGAGACACCCGGAACUGCGCUGAGUGGCGAUGGUACAGCCGGUAACUGUUGGGCUUUCCGUGGAUCAGUAGGACAGCUUGGAAUAGGGCUCAGUAGUAAAAUCGAUAUCACCGCCUUAUCGAUUGAGCACAUCGGGGCGCAAUUAGCGCAAGAUGACAUCACAUCUGCACCGAGAGAAUUUGAACUUUGGGGAGUUAGUGAUGACGAGGAUACAGUAGCCGGCACAACACCAUUGUUCAAAGGGGUAUACAGCAUCUCCAGCCCGAGUUCAACUUUACAAAUGUUUGAACUCAACAAAUCACAUAAGUUGCUCUUCAGCAAGGUAUUGUUUAAAGUCAUCUCGAACUAUGGUAAUCCCGUGUUUACUUGCCUUUAUCGUGUGAGAAUACAUGGCCAGCCAAUUUUUUGA
Melampsora larici-populina 98AG31 is the source of this 1005-nucleotide messenger RNA. RefSeq lists its product as uncharacterized. Gene Ontology annotation, cellular component: nuclear envelope; meiotic nuclear membrane microtubule tethering complex. The coding region runs from base 1 to 1005 and encodes 334 amino acids. Lineage: Eukaryota; Fungi; Basidiomycota; Pucciniomycetes; Pucciniales; Melampsoraceae. Gene Ontology annotation, biological process: nuclear envelope organization. Gene Ontology annotation, molecular function: protein-membrane adaptor activity. The record is from RefSeq and is a predicted model, not a curated record. The transcript has 3 exons.